AUGACUGUCUUCGCCACCACCAGAGCCCCCCGUGCCGCCGCACCGCCAGAAUCAGAAUGGCCGCUGCCGCUUAACCAGCGGAACCAAUGCGACGGCCUGGAACUCCUGGCCGCCCUCAACCCGGAAACGGUCCCGUUGUGCAUCUUCGACCCGCAGUAUCGGGGGAUCCUGGACAAGAUGCAGUACGGCAACGAGGGUAUAAGUCGUGGACAGUCCCGAUCUGCGCUGCCGCAGAUGAGUGAAGAGACCAUCGGCGCGUUCAUAAGUGGCAUAUCCAGGGCUCUGAUCCCGUCAGGGCAUUUGUUCCUGUGGGUGGAUAAGUUCCACAUUUGUACUGGCGUGGAGCCAUGGUUUGAUAAAUUCGGUUUGGGAAUCGUCGAUCUGGUCACUUGGAACAAAGCGAAGAUGGGUAUGGGAUACAGAACCCGCAGGUACGGCGAAUAUUUGGUGAUAGCGCAAAAGUUGCCGAAACGGGCUAAGGGCAUAUGGCAUCGACACAAUAUUCCGGACGUAUGGACAGAAUCGGUUGAUAAACACUUUGCUCACGCUAAACCUGUCAUUUUGCAAGCCGCUUUGAUCGAAGCCGUGACGGAUCCUGGGGAUGUUGUGUUAGAUCCGUCCGCUGGAAGCUAUUCGGUGUUGAAGGCUGCAAAGUGGGUAGGCCGAAAUUUCAUUGGUUGUGACGUCAACGGGAUGGAACCAGACGGAGGUGCGGCCUUGCCGAGGAUCGACGAUAGCAACCCCGGCCGUAGGGACGGAUCGUAUACCCGAUUGUUCGAUGACGCCGACAUCGGUGCCAUGUUGUCCCAAAUACAUGCCACCUCGAUCAGGGCCGGCAUGGAGUUGGAAAGGGCCAUCCAAAAUCGCGCAAAAGAUUGCCAAAUCCUGAUACCGGACUUGGAUGCUUUUUUGAGCCGGUCGCACAAUUUCGACGGUGUGUUUCUUGCGGACAAAAAAGUGGUGAGAAAAUCGCAGACUAUCGGCGCCGGCACGCAACCUGAUUAUCUGGUGUUCGACCAGCGUCACGGUAGGCGACACUGCUAUGUGGUCGAAUUGAAAGACGGCGACGUGUUCGACACAAAAAAAACGGACGGGGAAAUCGAUUCGCUGAACAACUUUGUGCAAGUCGCGGCUCGGCGCAUUGAGUAUUCCUUGGAAAUUAGGGUUUGCUCGUUCAAUCAGCGGGAUAAAUCCGCCAUCGCUAACGGGUUUAAAAAUCGGAUCGAUAUCUCCGAAGUUUGGACCGGUUCGGAUUUUUGUGGGAUGCUGGGGAUUGAUUACCACGCGAUCCUAAACGAAAGAACAGCCCACGCGGAGAGCAACCGAGAAUGGCUAGUUUCUUCCAUGAUGCACAUCCCAGAGUUGCGGCAAAUCGCUCGAGAAUUCUUGGCUCAGACACCCAAUGACUGA
This is a messenger RNA of Geodia barretti, 1410 nucleotides long. The record is from the annotation of a GenBank genome assembly. Lineage: Eukaryota; Metazoa; Porifera; Demospongiae; Tetractinellida; Geodiidae.